CUGUAAUGCAGAAUGUUGAAUACUCAAUCCAAUCUGUGUGGAUUCAGAUCUCCCGCGGACACAAAGGAACAGUAGCAGGCUGUUGCUGCGUCCAAUCGGCGUCCUCUGGCCCGGUGCCAGGCCGUCCUGGUUCGGCAUGAGGUGUGGGAGAAGGAGGGAGAGAUUCCUGGUGCGGCGUGCUGGCAGUUACUCUCUGAAGACCGGCUAGUUUGUGCACAUGAAAAAUGACUGCGGGUCCAAGCAAGUCACACUCUUUAGAGGGGAAGAAGACCGAUAAUCAUAUGGAAAUGGAAGGGAAGGACAGAGUAACAGCUCAGAGCAGUCAAAAUUUAAUAGGGGAGGAAAAUAACGGACUGGGAUGCUGUGGUUGGAUUUUGGUUAUCCUCUCUAUUUUUCUAGUGAUCUUAACCUUGCCAGUUUCCAUAUUUUUAUGUUUAAGGAUUGUCCAGGAGUAUGAAAGAGCCGUCAUUUUCAGACUGGGACGCAUCACCUCUCGGAAACCAAAGGGGCCAGGUCUUUUCUUUGUGUUACCAUGCACAGAUACCUUCAGGAAAGUGGAUUUGAGAACAGUUUCAUUUGACAUUCCUCCACAAGAGAUCCUGACUAAAGACUCCGUGACAGUGUCUGUGGAUGGUGUGGUGUAUUUCCGAGUGAAUUCCCCUAUUUCCUCGGUUGCCAAUGUGACUGACGCUGACUUCUCCACACGCUUGCUGGCUCAGACCACACUGAGGAAUGUUCUGGGAACUAAGAACCUUUCUGAGCUGCUGUCCGAUCGGGAAGGGAUUUCCCAUAGCAUGCAGGUGUCCCUGGAUGAAGCCACAGAUAACUGGGGCAUCAAGGUGGAGCGUGUGGAAAUCAAGGAUGUCAAACUGCCUGUUCAGUUGCAGAGGGCUAUGGCUGCUGAGGCAGAGGCAACCCGGGAGGCCAGAGCCAAGGUGAUCGCAGCCGAGGGAGAAAUGAACGCGUCCAGGGCCCUGAAGGAAGCCUCGCUGGUCAUCUCUGAGUCCCCUUCUGCCCUGCAGCUCCGUUACCUGCAGACCCUCACCACCAUCGCCAGCGAAAAGAACUCCACUAUUGUCUUCCCGCUGCCUGUGGACAUACUGCAGACCUUCCUCUCUAAGGGAAAGUGAAGCCAAGCAGGCAAGCCUGGGACACCCUGGGCAUAGCCAGCAGGACAGAAAUGAAAAGGAGAGCAAUGAUUACAUUCGCUCAUGAAAACUAAGAGACACUGGGAAUUGUUUAUUAUUGUUAUUAAAUAAGCUAAUUUACCUUUAUUAUACUGUACUUUACAUUCACUGUUUACUUUACAGUACUGGCCCUCAAACCUGACACUCAGAAACUCUUGAGAGCUCUGUCUGAAUGGCAUGUUAGGAGUUGUCCUUCACCGAAGAUGUGAAAUAUUAUAUGGGAAUUUCAGUUUACUUUCAUUUUAUGAAAUUGGCUGUGUACAGUUUAAAAAUAUAUCUACUGACUAAUGUCUACCACAGAAUACGACUUCCCUACAGCUGCUCAGAUCCGCUACUCUAAUCUGAAGCAGUCUUGCCAAACCUGGCAUUCAAAACAAAAAGCUAAGGACCAUUUCCUUAUUUAUUUUCUGCAUUUCCAUGAACAGUACCCCUUGUAAUUAAAUACAGAAUAUUUAAUUAGCUAGAUUUUAACUCUAUUGAGAGCUGUCAGAUUAACUCACCAUCUUAACAAUGCAGGCAAAUGACUGGCUGUCACUGCACAGACAAUUAUCCCUUUGAAAAGAUGUCUUACAUACAGCUAGCUCAGAAGCUUUACCCUGACUCUUUUUCAGUUUUUAUGCCGUAUGGGGAGAGAAAUAAAAUUUGUACAUCUCUGUG
Molecule: messenger RNA, 1844 nt
Organism: Lepisosteus oculatus (spotted gar)
Lineage: Eukaryota; Metazoa; Chordata; Actinopteri; Semionotiformes; Lepisosteidae
Gene: stoml3b
Product: stomatin (EPB72)-like 3b
Cellular component (GO): plasma membrane
Source: RefSeq, a predicted model, not a curated record